AUGUCGCUGUCUCCCUCCCGGGUCGAGGCUGCAGUCUGCAGGACGCGUGGUGAUUCUGGUGACAGCCCCGCGAGGGUUGGGGCACCCAGCAAAGUGCCCGGUACAAAUAAGAAUGAACGAAUGCGUCAGUCGGUACAAGAGAACUAUCCGAUCCCUGAACCAGGACCAAAUGAAGUGCUGCUGAGGAUGCAUUCCGUUGGAAUCUGCGGCUCAGAUGUCCACUACUGGCAGCAUGGUCGAAUUGGGGAUUUUAUUGUGAAGAAGCCAAUGGUGCUGGGGCACGAAGCUUCAGGAACAGUUGUAAAAGUGGGAUCAUUGGUAAAGCACCUAAAGCCAGGGGAUCGUGUUGCCAUCGAGCCAGGUGCUCUGCGAGAAAUGGAUGAAUUCUGCAAGAUUGGCCGAUACAAUCUGUCGCCAUCCAUCUUCUUCUGUGCCACGCCCCCUGAUGACGGGAACCUCUGCCGGUUCUAUAAGCACAACGCUGACUUCUGCUACAAGCUUCCUGACAAUGUCACCUUCGAGGAAGGGGCCCUGAUUGAGCCACUGUCUGUGGGGAUCCAUGCCUGCCGGCGAGCUGGAAUCACCCUGGGGAACAAGGUCUUUGUGUGUGGAGCUGGGCCAAUUGGACUGGUCACUUUGAUCGUGGCCAAGGCAAUGGGUGCAUCCCAAGUGGUGGUGACUGAUCUGUCUGCCACUCGGUUGUCUAAAGCCAAGGAAGUUGGGGCUGAUUUCGUCCUCCAGAUAUCCAAGGAGAGCCCUAAAGAAAUUGCCAGUAAAGUGGAAGAUCUGCUGGGGUGCAAGCCAGAAGUUACCAUCGAGUGCUCGGGGGUGGAGCUGUCCAUCCAGGCGGGCAUCUAUGCCACUCGUUCUGGUGGGACCCUGGUGCUCGUAGGACUGGGCUCUGAGAUGACCACUGUGCCCCUCGUGCACGCAGCCACCCGGGAGGUGGAUAUCAAGGGCGUGUUUCGAUAUUGCAACACGUGGCCGAUGGCGAUUUCAAUGCUUGCAUCCAAGUCUGUGAAUGUAAAGCCCUUAGUCACCCAUAGGUUUCCUCUGGAGAAAGCUCUGGAAGCCUUUGAAACAUCCAGAAAGGGAUUGGGGUUGAAAGUCAUGCUUAAGUGUGACCCCAAUGACCAGAAUCCCUAA
Molecule: messenger RNA, 1146 nt
Organism: Puma concolor (puma)
Lineage: Eukaryota; Metazoa; Chordata; Mammalia; Carnivora; Felidae
Gene: SORD
Product: sorbitol dehydrogenase
Biological process (GO): D-sorbitol catabolic process
Molecular function (GO): zinc ion binding; L-iditol 2-dehydrogenase (NAD+) activity
Source: RefSeq, a predicted model, not a curated record